This is a messenger RNA of Nematolebias whitei (Rio pearlfish), 741 nucleotides long. RefSeq names its product splA/ryanodine receptor domain and SOCS box containing 4a (gene spsb4a). Bases 1 to 741 code for a protein of 246 amino acids. Gene Ontology annotation, biological process: proteasome-mediated ubiquitin-dependent protein catabolic process. The record is from RefSeq and is a predicted model, not a curated record. Gene Ontology annotation, cellular component: SCF ubiquitin ligase complex. Lineage: Eukaryota; Metazoa; Chordata; Actinopteri; Cyprinodontiformes; Rivulidae. The transcript has a single exon. Gene Ontology annotation, molecular function: protein binding.
AUGGGACAGAAGAUUUCUGGAAGCAUUAAAUCGGUGGAUGGUCGAGGGGAAAGUGGCGGCUCCCCAUCAUACCGACCCACGGCUCAUCGUCGGCAGCACCUUGAGCUAAGGGGUCCGGAUUUCUCCAAGCCGCCGAGGCUGGACCUCUUACUGGACAUGCCAUGCGCUGGACUAGAUACCCAGCUUCGUCACGCAUGGAACGCUGAUGACCGCUCGCUCAAUAUUUUCAUCAAAGAGGACGAUAAGCUGACAUUUCAUCGUCACCCAGUUGCUCAGAGCACGGACUGCAUAAGAGGACGAGUUGGAUACACCCGGGGUCUUCAUGUAUGGAAGAUCCACUGGCCUGCCCGGCAGCGAGGCACCCAUGCUGUGGUUGGUGUGGCAACCGCCGAAGCUCCUUUACAUUCUGUUGGGUACACAGCAUUAGUGGGAUCAGACUGUGAGUCCUGGGGCUGGGAUCUGGGGCGUAACAGGCUCUACCAUGACAGUAAGAAUCGAUCCCACAGCUUGCUGCCUUCAUACCCUUGUUUCCUGGAGCCGGAGGAGUCAUUCACCCUACCAGACUCUCUGCUAGUGAUUCUGGACAUGGACGAAGGAACGCUAAGCUUUAUGGUUGAUGGACAGUAUCUAGGAGUGGCAUUUCGAGGCCUAAAGGGAAAGAAGCUGUAUCCUGUCGUCAGUGCUGUAUGGGGGCAUUGUGAAAUCACCAUGAAGUACAUCAAUGGCUUAGAUCGUAAGUAA